UCUCCUACUUUCGCUUCCUUCCUCUCUUGUCCUCCUCAUCCAGCUCCUCCCAAAGCUUGAGUCUUUUUUCUUUUUUUCUUGUUUUGUUUUCUUUCUUGGUAGGAGUAACAAUAGUAGGUCUCUUCCUCUCUCUCUCUUAAUCCAAGGAGAGAAAUCCAGAGGCAAAGCUUCAGGGUUUGUAAAAAUUUUGGAUCUAAUCGACUAACGGAAAAAGCGAGAAAAAAAAUCAUGAGCCACUUCGCCGCCGCCAUGAAGAGCCCUCUCCCGGUCGCCGCCGCCGCCGCCGAUGGCAAGAGCCCGCUCUUCUGCCCCAAACCACGCCGCCCCGUCGCGCCCCUCCGCUGCCAACACGAUGCCGGCGCCAGCAUGGAUCUCCUCGACCUCCUCCUCUCCAAGGAGGAGAGCAGCUUCGCGGCGGCCUCGUCGCCGCAGCCGCCGCUGUUCUGCGGCUCGCCGCCGCGGCGGGCGUCGAACCCGGUGGUGCACGACAGCCGGUUCGGCGUCGACUGCCCGCCCAUGCCGGCGUGGCCCGUGGUCGCGGCGCCGCUGCCGAUGCCGGCGCCGGUGGCGGUCGUCCACCGCCCCACCCCGCGUCCGGCGGCGGCGUCGCCGAUGCCGAUGUCGCCGCGGGGCGGGUGCGCCCGCGCCCGGUUCGCGUUCCAGCCGGCCGCCGUCCGCGUCGAGGGUUUUGACUGCCUCGACCGCGGCCGCGGCGGGCGCGGCCAUGGCAUCACCGCCAUGGCCUAGAUGCACAUACAUAACCAUGAAACACCACCUCUCUUCUCUCCUCCAUGGUGCAAAAGAAAGAAGCUUUCUUGAGCUAUUCACAACCACUCAUGGAGGUAGAGGGAGAUGGGAGUGAGAGAGAGGAGGAGAAAAUUUUAAGCCCUAAAUUUAACCCUAAAAAACUAUAUAAUUUCACAUCCCAUCCUUCCAUAUAAUCCCACAAGUAUAAUGAGUUUAGGUAAUUUACCCAAAAAAUCUUUUUGUAUGUAAAUAAAUCUCAGGUCAAGGUCCUUGAUGUAAAUUCUAUGGGGGGUUAGAAAUUUAGUGGGAGGAUGCAGGGACAACAAAAGGGCAUCUCAUCUCAAGAACAAAGGAGAGCCCUUUUGGAUUAAUCAAAUUUUUUUCUUUCAUCUGUUCCUGCAACUCUCUUAUGGGAUUAGCCAAUUGAAUUAGGUGGGAGGGGGGGUUGGGAUUAGUUAGGUAUCUGUCCUAGUUAUUCUAUCAUGAUGCUUAUUUUUGGUUUUUGAUGGAAUUGUUUUUUGUCCAUGCAACCAAGAAAUGCAAAGGCCAUGGAGAUAUGUACAAAAGAGUGGCUACAAGAGGGUGAGUAAGAGAGCAGCUUAGCUAGGUUAAGUCAAUCAGUGUGAGGGAGACAUGAAUGAUGUAUCUGUGAUAUCUUCUUUUUGUAUAUUGUAAUAUCUUGUUGGAUUUCCAAUCAAGCAACCUGUAUAAUAUGCUAUGAUUAUUAUCGUCACCACUAGUC
Oryza brachyantha (malo sina) is the source of this 1489-nucleotide messenger RNA. RefSeq lists its product as uncharacterized. Lineage: Eukaryota; Viridiplantae; Streptophyta; Magnoliopsida; Poales; Poaceae. The transcript is spliced from 3 exons. The record is from RefSeq and is a predicted model, not a curated record. The coding region runs from base 229 to 747 and encodes 172 amino acids.